AUGCUCACGCGUCUCCUAGACACCGUCACGGCCUUCCGCCAGCAACACCCCGCGUCCUUCCACCUGUUCACGGCCGCAGUUGUCUACGCAUCGGUCGCCUGGGCGGUUCUCGAGUUCUUCAAGCCGAUAGGCAAGCGAAGGGCGAAGAAUAGUACGAAACAGAGGCUACCUCCGGGCCACCCCGGAGCGCCCCUCUUUGGCUAUUUGCUCGAUCUAAAGAAGGCGGAUGGCCCUUCGCUGAGAUCAAAGGUGCUUCUCAACUCGCACCGCGUCACCGAGGAGCUAAUCGCCAAGAGGGGUAGCCAGACGAACACGCGGUCCCCCAUGCCGGUGUCGAGCGGCCUCGUCAGCCGGGACCGGCGCUCGCUGCUGCUCCCGGCUGACGAGUGGACGGAGCGGCGGCGGGUGAUGCACGGGCUCCUGAACGGCACGGCGCUGAGGCAGUACGGCGCCUGGCAGGAGCAGGAGAGCGCGCAGAUGAUGGCCGAGUACGUCCUGCGGCCCGACAGGUGGUACAGGCACCACUACCGCUACGCCAACUCGGUCGUGGUCCGGAUCGCGCUGGGCGAGCGGCCGCACAAGUCCAGGAGGGAGCUGGAGGAGAUGCAGAACGCCGUGGCCUUCUUCGUCGGCAGCAUCGGGCGCAGCAUCGUCGACUGGUUCCCGGACCUGGCGCGUCUGCCGCGCCGCCUCCAGGUCUGGCGGCCGUACUGGGCGGCGCUCCGCCGCUGGAACCACGACCUCUACAGCAAGUGGUACCACCCCGUCAGGGACAGGGUGCGCGACGGCACGGCGCCGCCCUCCUUUGUGCGGGACCACCUCAUGCACCCGGACACGCGGUUCAGGGGCGACGACGACGACCUCAUGUACAUGGCCAUGCAGCUGAUCGAGGCCGGCAGCGACACCACGCGCGAGGCCCUCAACAUCAUGGCCAUGGCGGCGCUGGAGCGCCCCGAGGCCUUUGCCGCGGCCCGCGCCGAGGUCGACCGCCUCUGCGGCGCCGGCCGCGACGCCAGGCCGCCCGUCCUCGCCGACAUGGCAUCGCUGCCCUACGUCUGCGCCACGGCCAAGGAGGUCCUCCGCCGGCACCCCAUCUUCCCGCUCACGCCUGACCACGUCGCCUCCCAGGACAUCGAGUUCGAAGGCUACUACUUCCCCGCCGGCACGGGCUUCACCAUCAACGGCGUCGCCGUGUGCGACGAGUGCAACGACCCGCGCGUCUUCCGGCCCGAGCGAUGGCUGGACGGCCACGAGACCGACAUCGCCCACGGCCUGUGGCAGUUUGGCGGCGGCGGCCGCAUCUGCGUCGGUUACCGCCUAGCGCAGCGCAGCCUGUUCAUCAACAUCGCCCGCCUGGCGCAGUGCGUCGACUACAGACCGACCAUGAGCUCUUUGGGACGUCCGUCCUCGGCAGUUCUCAUUGGGUUUAGUGUUGCCCGAAACAACGAAGUCGUGAACUAG
Messenger RNA from Microdochium trichocladiopsis, 1461 nucleotides. Its product is annotated as cytochrome P450. Bases 1 to 1461 code for a protein of 486 amino acids. Gene Ontology annotation, molecular function: iron ion binding; monooxygenase activity; oxidoreductase activity, acting on paired donors, with incorporation or reduction of molecular oxygen. The transcript has 3 exons. NCBI's taxonomy places the organism in Eukaryota, Fungi, Ascomycota, Sordariomycetes, Xylariales, Microdochiaceae. The record is from RefSeq and is a predicted model, not a curated record.